This is a messenger RNA of Trachymyrmex septentrionalis, 906 nucleotides long. Its product is annotated as band 7 protein AGAP004871-like. Bases 213 to 770 code for a protein of 185 amino acids. Gene Ontology annotation, cellular component: plasma membrane. The record is from RefSeq and is a predicted model, not a curated record. Lineage: Eukaryota; Metazoa; Arthropoda; Insecta; Hymenoptera; Formicidae. The transcript has 6 exons.
AUUGUAACCGCGAGGCGCACCGAAGUCGCGUGCACUACCCACUCGUAGGUCGGGGCGGCGCCCGCCGCCCGGACCGUUCUAUAAUGUGCCGCGACGCCGCGACAACGACUUCACUCUUGUCCUGCUUAUUCUACUCCUGUCAACGUUACGCGUCGGCACAGUGAGACAAGGUGGCGAGGUUUGAAUCACGUGUUAAUCCUACUGAUAUACCUAUGGCGACCAUGAGCAACAGUAAUGGAUCAACAAUGCAGAUUAAUACUCGGCCUGAUGAUAUUCGAAAACGGAUUAUUGGAUCGGAUGAUAGUGCACAAGGAGAUGCGACAACAUGCGGGAAUAUUUUGGUGAUAUUAUCGUGGAUUGUUGUAAUAUUGACAAUGCCGUUCUCUCUCUUUGUUUGUUUCAAGGUUGUACAGGAGUAUGAAAGAGCUGUCAUAUUUCGAUUAGGACGUCUUCUAUCAGGUGGUGCUAAAGGUCCCGGAAUCUUUUUCAUCCUGCCCUGCGUGGACAAUUACGCCCGCGUUGAUUUGCGAACGCGGACAUACGACGUACCCCCGCAAGAGGUUUUGACAAAGGAUAGCGUUACGGUAUCUGUUGAUGCAGUAGUUUAUUACCGUGUUAAUAACGCGACCAUUUCGAUUGCAAAUGUGGAGAAUGCGCAUCAUAGUACGAGGUUACUGGCUCAAACGACCUUAAGGAAUACGAUGGGAACGCGACCACUUCAUGAAAUAUUGAGUGAGCGGGAAACAAUUUCCGGAAACAUGCAGGUAUAAGAAAAAAGGCACAAUUAUGCACGCUAUGUAUACUAAGGAAAAAAAAUGUAUUAACCAUUUUAAAAAAGAAAAAUAUAUAUACCAACUUCAUAAAAAAGUAUCGAAUUACAUCCUUCUUCUAAAAAAACGGAUACGA